This is a messenger RNA of Numida meleagris (helmeted guineafowl), 1852 nucleotides long. RefSeq names its product deleted in malignant brain tumors 1 protein-like. The record is from RefSeq and is a predicted model, not a curated record. Gene Ontology annotation, cellular component: membrane. Lineage: Eukaryota; Metazoa; Chordata; Aves; Galliformes; Numididae. The transcript is spliced from 5 exons. The coding region runs from base 13 to 1698 and encodes 561 amino acids.
GGCCUGUGGGGCAUGAUGGUGCCUGCAAGAGUGAUGGGGCUGCUCCUCUGCAUGCAGCUCUGCAUGGGCAGCGAGGUGCUGCGGCUGGUGGAUGGCGGUGGGCGCUGUGCCGGUCGGGAGGAGGUGAAGCACAAAGGCGAAUGGGGCUCCGUCUGCAGCUAUGAAUACAAGUGGGAUGCACGUGAGGCUGGUGUGGUGUGCCAGCAGCUGGGCUGUGGCAAGGUGGCCCAUAAGUCCCCAUAUGCCCCAUUCGGGCAGGGCCAGGGACGCAUCUGGUUGCAUCCUACCUUCUGUGAUGGCACUGAGGCCACCCUGCAGGACUGCACUCACUAUGGCUGGGGCAAGCACUUCUGUGGCCACGAGUGGGAUGUGGGAGUGAUCUGCACAGAGGCACUGAAGCUGCAGCUGGUGGACGGCAGGGGACCCUGCGAGGGGAGAGUGGAGGUGAAGCUGCGGAACCUCUGGGGCACGGUAUAUGACAGUGCCUGGAACAUGAAUGAUGCUGAGGUGGUGUGCCAGCAGCUGGGCUGUGGAUCAGCUGCUCACACCACAUUAACCAGGAGAGUUUCACAUGUCAGGAGUCCCGUAAUGUUGGCCGAUAUCAAAUGCAAAGGGAACGAGAAGGCCAUCUGGGACUGCAACAUUAAGGCCUGGGGUCCAUACAAUGUCCCUCAUCACUAUAACGCCACUGUGGUCUGCCAAGGGUUCUCCCGGCUGGCCGGAGGGGACAGUGCCUGCUCGGGGCGGCUGGAGGUGAGGCAGGGCCGGGCCUGGGUCAGCGUCUGCCACAGCCAUGUGGACCUCAUGGCCGCCCAGGUCGUCUGCAGGGAGCUGGGCUGCGGUACAACACUGGCCCUUCCUGAGGCCGGGCAUUUUGGAGUAGCAGCGGGGCCAUUCUGGGAUGGUGCCUUUGAGUGCAAUGGAACUCAGCUCCUGCUAUCUGCUUGCACACGGCGGCCUCCCCACAUGCAGAACUGUACCCAACCAGCUGCCAUCAUCUGCACACCCUACACCGGAUUCCGGCUGGCGGAUGGAGACUCACGCUGUGCUGACCGGGUGGAAGUCGAGGCUCGAGGGGUGUGGAAGCCGCUGUGUGCCACUGCCUGGGACCUGCCCGAUGCCCAUGUCCUCUGCCGUCACCUGGGCUGUGGCUCCGCUGUCUCCCUGUCCGCACCAGGCCAUUUUGGGAUGGGGACAGGGACACUGCUGCAUGAUGCCCUCAGCUGCAGCGGGAGCGAGCGGCACCCAGGCGAGUGCCCCGUGGAGGUGUUAGGGCAGCCCACCUGCCCCCUCGGGCACACCGCUGCCAUCAACUGCUCAGGUGGGUGUGGGGACUGCGGGGAGCCCCAGCAGGUGGGGAGCACUGCCCAUUCUCACGGCACAACAUGGCUGUUGCAGGUGUCACUGAGCCCCUGCGACUCCACGGUGGGGAGAGCUGGUGCGACGGAUGGCUGGAGGUGGCCACGCACCCAGGUGUCUGGGACCGUGUGUCUGUGCGGCUGUGGGACAAUGGCACUGCCACCGUGGUGUGCCGACAGCAGGACUGCGGUGUGCCUGAGAAAAUCUAUGCUGUGCCAGACAGCGGCUCGGGCCCCAUGGAGCUGCAGGAGCUGCAGUGCGAUGGCACCGAGGAGCUCCUGGCACAGUGUAACACCUCAGGGUUGGCCACAGAGCCCAGCCACAGCCAUGAGGAGUUGACCAUUGCCUGCUCAGGUGAGUGCACUGGGAAAGGCCAUGGGCAUCACACUGCCAUCCCCAGAACCAGCCUGACCCUCCCAUGCAGGCAGCCGGCAGCUGAGGCUAGCAGGAGGCCCUGGGCGCUGCACCGGCAGGGUGGAGGUGUACAGCGAGG